AUGAUUGAUAUUUGCAUAGUUUUUUCGCAGAUUGGUAAAGAUGAACACGAGGACUGUACCAAUUGUAAUGGUGCACAAGACGUUUCUGCUGGUUCACUUACUUCAGAAAAUGAAGAUAAGGAAGAUCAUGACAUAGAUAUUAGUGAUCAUUCUAGUAGUAGAACGAGUAUGUACAACCAAAAUAAUGUUGAGGUAGAUAGUAGUACGAACCAUAAACGCACUGACUCUAAUCAUUAUGGUAAUGGAUUUUCAAUGCAUGACAACAAUAAUGUUGAAGGACCUAAUGGUGUGAAUUCUGCCCACAUUGACACUGAGGAUGAGUUCGUUGAUGUGGUUGGAAUUGAUACUGAUGAGGAGGGGAAUGAACCUUCUGCAGAUGAAGCAGGGAAUGGUGAAGCAUCUUCAUCUUCGACUAGUAGUAGUGUUAGCAACAUUGACUAUGAAUCCAGUCCUGAAGAGAUGACUAUCUCACCAACAAAAAGACGAAGAGUGGAAUAA
Sphenostylis stenocarpa is the source of this 498-nucleotide messenger RNA. NCBI's taxonomy places the organism in Eukaryota, Viridiplantae, Streptophyta, Magnoliopsida, Fabales, Fabaceae. The record is from the annotation of a GenBank genome assembly.